Molecule: messenger RNA, 3069 nt
Organism: Brassica napus (rape)
Lineage: Eukaryota; Viridiplantae; Streptophyta; Magnoliopsida; Brassicales; Brassicaceae
Product: protein HAIKU1-like
Exons: 1
Coding region: 1405-2724 (439 amino acids)
Source: RefSeq, a predicted model, not a curated record
AAAAACAUAAGAAAUAAAUAAAUAUAUAACUGAUCCAAAUUAAAGAUUUGUGCACAGAUCUAGUAACACUUGUCUAAAGAGUGUGGAAUAUGUGUAGAUGAUAAGAGGGAAACAUGAAUAGACUCUAGACUGGCCUGCUAUAUUUGCUAAUUAUCAACAAGAGAAUCAUAUAUAAGCUGUCUUUGCAAAUUUGUUGUUGUUGUAAAGUUUUAUUUUUGCUAACUGCAAUAUUAUGAUUUUUUUUUCUUUUUCCAUUUUUUCGUAUAAUUUUAAGAUAAACCAAACUAUAACAUGAAUUAAUUAAAAUGUUGAUUGUCAAUGUGAGAAAUAAUAUUAAAUUUGUAAAAUUUAGACUAAUUGUCCAAAUAUUGACUUACAAAUUUUUUAGUCACUAAAUUUUAUUUGUAGUAUAUGACUUCCAAAUUUAGACUAAUUCGGAUAUGCAUAAUUUUUUUUUAACGCUGAUUUAUUAUGAUCUUACAAUUAUGAUAUAAAAAAGAUUACAUAGACGAUUCGACAACCAACAAUAGUACCUGCCUUAUGAAGACCUACGCCUAACUGCAUCACCUGAACCGUCCUAUGAAGAUCCACGUCUGGCCAGAUUUACUUACACCUUGUUGAAGAUUCCUUGUAAGCCUUUCUUCCGUAGUUUGCAUAAUUGUUAAUAAAUCGCUCUCUCCGGGACUUGAAAUCUGAAUUUCCUGUAAUCUGCAAUAAAUCACAUAGUCUGAGAUUCGAACCCCAGACCUGGGUGUAGAAGAUUUUAAAACUUAACCAAUAGGCUACAGUGCUUCCACACAUAAAAAAUUUGUAAGUCAUAUACUACAAAUAAACUUUAGUGACUAAAAUUUUUUUUUUUUUUCUGAAAGUAAAGAUACCAUCUUAUAUUCCCUUCUUGAAUUGGAAUGGAUUAAAAAAAUUACAAAAGGAAUAUAAUCUUUUCUUAGAUGAGGAGAAUGCUCCAUUUGCAUAGAAAAACAAACCUUUCUACUUUAAAAAUGUGUACAGUUGUUUCCCUUCCUAUUACAUACACCAAUCAGACGUCAUCAAAAACAAUCCGGAAAUGUUCGUUGGAGACAAGUGUGACGCCAUCUCCACAUCACUACUCCAGUCUGUCAGGACACGAACUAAAAAUAAAUACAGCGAACCGAGUCUAAAAGUUCAUCUCACUUCUUCUUCUUCUUCUUCUUCUUUUUCUUCUUCUUCGUUGACAGAAUCAGUGUUCAUCUUGAUUCUCCUUCUUACAACUUAAAGAUUUGAUUGACAAUUAGGCUCUGGACUCUUUUGUUGGGAUUGGGUAAUCAAUAGAUAGAGGAAGAGGAUUAGCUGCUAAAGGUUUGUUAUUGGAUACUGUUGGAUGUUUUCUGGAUUUGUAGUGAGUUUUUUUAAAAAAAUUUAGCGAAGAUGGAUAGGCCUCGACAGAAUGAUCACUUGGGUGUGAAUAAGAUUGGGAAGAACAUCAGAAAGAGUCAUCUCCACCAACCCAGUGUCGCUGCUCAUGCUAACUUAGCCGCUGCGGCUGCGGGGCCUCAAGCGCAGCCUCAGGUUUAUAACAUAAACAGGAGCGACUUUAGAAGUAUUGUUCAACAACUUACUGGCUCUCCAUCACGAGAAAGCCUCCCUCGGCCUCCUCAGAACAACUCACCAAAGCCUCAGAAUACCCGGUUGCAGAGAAUUAGACCACCACCCUUUAUGCAAAUCAACCAGCCUGGGGCUCCUGUACAUCAUCAUCAUCCUCACAGCUUAAUGAGACCACCUCCACCCCAAUGGCAUAUGCCACAAGUCGCACAACAACAACCAAUGAUGGGCCAGGGGGACCAGUUUGGGUCUAAUACAACUGAAUCUCCCCUCUUAGGUUAUAUGCCUUAUCUUCAAAGUCCACUUGGUGAUGCAGGUCCUAGUGGUAACCAAAUGCGGCCGCCAGGUCAUGAACAUCAGCCUUAUAUGCCGGCUCAUGAACAACCUCCAUAUAUGCUAGCUCAGCCUCAGCCUCAGCCUCAACCAUAUAUGCCAGGUCACGAAAAUCGGCCUUAUAUGCCGGCUCAGGCUCAGUUUCAACCUCAGCAAUAUAUGCCAGGUCACGAACACGGGCCUUAUAUGCCAGCUCAGCCUCAAUCUCAACCUCAACCUCAGCCAUAUAUGCCAGGUCAUGAACAUGGGCCUUAUAUGUCAGCUCAACCUCAGUCUCAACCUCAGCAAUAUAUGCCAGCUCAGCCUCAGACACAACCAGAUCCAUAUAUGAUGCAUGGAUCGCAACCUCAAAUGAAUAUGCAGGGGCCACUGCAACCUAGUCAGUAUCCACCACCACCGGGGCUAGUUCCUAGCCAAGUGUCUCGUAAUCUUCCUCCCCCUCAGUUCAAUGGUCCUGUACCUGUGACACCCGCUCUACCCUCGCCAAGUUUCAAUCAGAUGUAUAAUGGUUUUCAUUCUCCUCAGUAUAACGGUUUCGGAUCACUACAGUCACCUACAUCUCAGUUUGGUCUGCCAUCUCCUACCUACCCGAAUAUGUUAUCUCCUCGAUCACCUUACCCAUUGCUGUCACCAGGAGUUCAGUAUCCUCAACCACUCACCCCAAACUUCUCGUUUUCACAACUAGCUCAAUCAGGAAGUAGUGGACCUGGUGCUGGUCCAGGUCUUCCUCAGCCACCUCCAUCUCCAGGGCUCGUGUUCCCUUUAUCUCCAGGAUUAUUCCCAGUCCCAAGUCCAAGUUGGGGUGAUUACUAGGCUGUGCUUCUCUAUCCGUAAAUCUCAUCAUGUUUUUUUUGUGUCAAGUCUGCCUAGGUUAGUCUGUACUAUGAAAGAAGCUUAAUCUUGAGAGUCUACAGUAGAAUAGACGCAGCCGCAUAGACGUGUGAAACGCAAAAAGGUGCUUUUAAUACAUUUUUUCCUCUGUUACUUUUGGGGAUUCUUAUAGGUAAAAGCUUUACUUAAAAAUCAUAGGAUGAUGAAUUGAUGACGAUCAUUACAUUUCUUUUGUUUUUCACAGAAUUUGCUGUAUUGUGGGAAUUUGUACACAAAGUAGAAACAAAACUCUGUCAAUUUAUAUGAUUUUUUGGUGUUUCUAAAGUA